This is a messenger RNA of Ochotona curzoniae (black-lipped pika), 1746 nucleotides long. It is a transcript of the gene CD276, whose product is annotated as CD276 molecule. NCBI's taxonomy places the organism in Eukaryota, Metazoa, Chordata, Mammalia, Lagomorpha, Ochotonidae. The record is from RefSeq and is a predicted model, not a curated record. The transcript has 9 exons. Bases 1 to 1572 code for a protein of 523 amino acids.
AUGCUGCGAAGACAUGCAGGCACCGCCCUGGGAGUGCUGUGGUUCUGCCUGGCAGGAGCCGUGGAUGUGCAGGUCCCCGAAGAACCCGUGGUGGCCCUGGUGGGCAGCAACGCCACCCUGCGCUGCUCCUUUGUGCCCGAGCCCAGCUUCGACCUGGCACAGCUCAGCCUCAUCUGGCAGCUGACAGACACCAAGCAGCUGGUGCACAGCUUUGCACAGGGCCGUGACCAGGGCAGUGCCUAUGCCAACCGCACGGAGCUGUUUCCGGAGUUGCUGGCACAGGGCAACGCAUCUCUGCGGUUGCUGCGUGUGCGUGUGGCCGACGAGGGCAGCUUCACGUGCUUUGUGAGCAUCCGGGACUUUGGCAGUGCAGCGGUGAGCUUGCAGGUGGCAGCCCCCUACUCGAAGCCCAGCAUGACCCUGGAGCCCAACAAGGACCUGCGGCCCGGGGACAUGGUGACCAUCACGUGCUUCAGUUCCCGCGGCUACCCUGAGGCAGAGGUGCUGUGGCAGGACGGACAGGGCACGCCCUUGGCUGGCAACGUGACCACGUCGCAGACCGCGAAUGAACAAGGCCUGUUCGACGUGCGCAGCGUCCUGCGGGUGGUGCUGGGCGCCAACGGCACCUACAGCUGCCUGGUGCGCAACCCGGUGCUGCGGCAGGACGCGCACGGCUCCAUCACCGUCACACCCCAUAGAAGCCCCACAGGAGCCGUGGAGGUACAGGUCCCCGAAGAACCCGUGGUGGCCCUGGUGGGCAGCAACGCCACCCUGCGCUGCUCCUUUGUGCCCGAGCCCAGCUUCAGCCUGGCACAGCUCAGCCUCAUCUGGCAGCUGACAGACACCAAGCAGCUGGUGCACAGCUUUGCACAGGGCCGUGACCAGGGCAGUGCCUAUGCCAACCGCACGGAGCUGUUUCCGGAGUUGCUGGCACAGGGCAACGCAUCUCUGCGGUUGCUGCGUGUGCGUGUGGCCGACGAGGGCAGCUUCACGUGCUUUGUGAGCAUCCGGGACUUUGGCAGUGCAGCGGUGAGCCUGCAGGUGGCAGCCCCCUACUCGAAGCCCAGCAUGACCCUGGAGCCCAACAAGGACCUGCGGCCCGGGGACAUGGUGACCAUCACGUGCUUCAGUUCCCGCGGCUACCCUGAGGCAGAGGUGCUGUGGCAGGACGGACAGGGCUCGCCCUUGGCCGGCAACGUGACCACGUCGCAGACGGCGAAUGAACAAGGCCUGUUCGACGUGCGCAGCGUCCUGCGGGUGGUGCUGGGCGCCAACGGCACCUACAGCUGCCUGGUGCGCAACCCGGUGCUGCGGCAGGACACGCACGGCUCAGUGACCAUCACAGGGCAGGCCAUGACGUUUCCCCCUGAGGCCCUGUGGGUGACUGUGGGGCUCUCUGUGUGUCUCGUGGCCCUGCUGGUGGCGCUGGCCUUCGUGUGUUGGAGGAAGAUCAAGCAGAGCUGUGAGGAGGAGAAUGCCAGAGCCGAGGACCAGGAAGGGGACGGAGACGGAUCCAAAACAGCCCUGCGGCCUCUGAAACAUGCGGAAAGCAAAGAAGAUGAAAUCGCCUGACCCCGGAGACCCGGGAGCUGCCACCCCCGUCGCUCCAAGGGACGUGGUGUCACCUGCCACCUUACCUCUCCUGUGACAUGAUCCCCGUGCUGCCUCAUUGCCUUAUAUCUUAGGGGCACAGACCCCUCACCGCCUUCAAGCACCAGGACCACCCCAACCACUGGGGCUGGCUUG